AUGCCGCUACGCCGACGUGGGACUGGUGAGGGGCGUGGCUGUACUACCCGGCCGCAGCGAGAUAGAGCACUCGCACGCUUCAGUCUCUCGGUGUGUCCACGCGUUCAUAGCUCGGUGCAGAGCUCUAUUCGGUUAAGCUAUUUUUUUAAUAGUGGUGUUCACUAUAGGGUUCUCGAUUGUCUCUCUCGGAAAUUAGGUCUACUUCCAACUAUUCUGAAGAAAAUAGGAUACAUGUGGGCAAACUAUAGGUAA
This is a messenger RNA of Acanthoscelides obtectus, 252 nucleotides long. Lineage: Eukaryota; Metazoa; Arthropoda; Insecta; Coleoptera; Chrysomelidae. The record is from the annotation of a GenBank genome assembly.